UUUUCUAAUCACAAGGUGUUGAAGUGUAAAAUAUGUGUAAGCAUAAAUAACAACAUAUUAUUCAUAUUGUGAUAAUCUAUGAUAUAAAUACGUCAGCAAUGGAACAAAAAGAAGAGCAAGUGCUGUCGACACAAAAAAAACUCCAAGCGUCACACGAUCCCGGCUGGAACGAUCCACCAAAAUGGGCGUUCACUUCAACACCUGCUGGAAGCACUCCAAUAAAGAGGUUAUUAAACAAACGUGUUGCAUUUCCUUUGAAUUCGUCUGGAGGAUCCGGAGCUAGUCAACCUAGCCGAGCGCCACCUUCAAUGCUGCCACCGUUGCUGCCUGAACCAGCACGUGGAGAACUUUUGUCAACAGCACCUCAUGUUCCUCUCAUAGAUCCUUCACACAUAAAAGCAGAAUUCACCAGGAGGUCGUUGAAUUACGAUAAGCAGCAAUGCCUAGCAGACAGUCUCAUUAAUUUCAAGACAGUCAUUGAUGACCAACUCAAUAGCUGUGACAAGAUUGAGGAAGUCAAAAAACGUUUGGAAGUCAUGAAGUCCAUGUGGGUUGAAGAUAAACUUCAUCCAGAAAUGUAUGAACUAUUAUUAAUGUUAUCUCGAGCAUUAGUUCGUAAAGACAUUGAAGAAGCUGAUAAAAUCCAUGUCGAUUUAAUGACGAGUUAUCCGGCACAAUGUACUGCGUGGAUUUCGGCAAUAAGAUAUUUGAUUUUGGGAUUGAAAGAAAAAAAUUUAACUGCUCAAGGUGAUUCUACUAAUAAGUCUGAACCUACGUUAUUAAAUCCUACUGGUUUAAAUUAAGUUAAUAUAUUAUUAAGGUAUAAUACGGAAUAAAUAUUUAAAUAAAAAAAAAAAAACAUGGUU
This is a messenger RNA of Microplitis demolitor, 866 nucleotides long. Its product is annotated as steroid receptor RNA activator 1. The transcript has 3 exons. Bases 99 to 803 code for a protein of 234 amino acids. Lineage: Eukaryota; Metazoa; Arthropoda; Insecta; Hymenoptera; Braconidae. Gene Ontology annotation, biological process: regulation of transcription by RNA polymerase II. Gene Ontology annotation, cellular component: nucleus. The record is from RefSeq and is a predicted model, not a curated record.